CCCAGCUAUUUCUCCAGAGAUAUGGUGGGCAGUGGAACGUUCACGACAUUGUUCCUUAUCACUUAUCCCAAAAUAAACCUCUGGUAUGUUUGUAAUGCACUACUCAUAAGGUUUCUGAAAAUUCGUCGACGGCCCACGACCGGUUUUGCCCUUCUUGAGGCUCAUCAGGUGGGCGCAGUCCCCGAGUUCCCUGUUGAAUGCUAUUCACAACGCACUGCUCAUAAAGUCGCUGAAAAUUUUUCAACAGCCCACGAUCAGUUUCGUCCUUCUUGGGGUUCAUCAGGUAAGCGCAGUCCCCGGGUUUCCGUCAAUUUUAUGUUCUACUUGAAACCAAAUUGCACGAAAUUAGCGAAAUAG
Opisthorchis viverrini is the source of this 357-nucleotide messenger RNA. RefSeq lists its product as hypothetical. The record is from RefSeq and is a predicted model, not a curated record. NCBI's taxonomy places the organism in Eukaryota, Metazoa, Platyhelminthes, Trematoda, Opisthorchiida, Opisthorchiidae. The coding region runs from base 22 to 357 and encodes 111 amino acids. The transcript is spliced from 2 exons.